Rotaria sp. Silwood1 is the source of this 1047-nucleotide messenger RNA. The record is from the annotation of a GenBank genome assembly. Lineage: Eukaryota; Metazoa; Rotifera; Eurotatoria; Philodinida; Philodinidae.
AUGCGUCUUUCUCAAACUGAAUUAAAGAAAUUUGUGCUCAUAGGAUGGACGAACACUGGCAGUAUGAAUAUUGCUCGAACCCAACAUACAGCAUCUGUUUUACCCAAUGGAGAAGUAUUAGUUGCUGGUGGGCUAGGUACAGGUAGUAUUUUGAAUAGCGCUGAGUUAUAUGAUCCAUCAACAGGAAUGUGGAAAAGCACUGGCAAUAUGAACACUGGUCGAUAUAUGCACACAGCAUCUGUUUUAGCCAAUGGAAAAGUAUUAGUUGCCGGUGGGUACGCUCCAGGUAGUACUGUGAAUAGCGCUGAGUUGUAUGAUCCAUCAACAGGAACGUGGGCAAAUACUGGCAAUAUGAGGACUCCUCGAGAGUUCCACACAGCAUCCGUUUUAGCCAAUGGAAAAGUAUUAGUUGCUGGUGGGUCAGGUACAGAUAGUUUUCAGAAUAGUGCUGAGUUAUAUGAUCCCUCAACAGAAAUGUGGACAAACACUGGAAAUAUGAGUACUGGUCGACAGUGGCAUACAGCAUCUAUUUUAACCAACGGAAAAGUAUUAGUUGUUGGUGGGUCCAGUACAGAUUUUGAUUUGAGUAGCGCUGAGUUAUAUGAUCCAUCAACAGAAAUGUGGACAAACACUGGAAAUAUGAGUACUGGUCGACAGCAGCAUACAGCAUCUAUUUUAACCAACGGAAAAGUAUUAGUUACUGGUGGAGCCGAUAUAAUUGAUAUAAUGAAUAGCGCUGAGUUAUAUGAUCCAUCAACAGGAAUGUGGACAAACACUGGCAAUAUGAACACUGGUCGAUAUAUGCACACAGCAUCUGUUUUAGCCAAUGGAAAAGUAUUAGUCGCUGGUGGAUACGGUAAUGGUAGUAUUUUGAAUAGCCCUGAGUUAUAUGAUCUAUCAACAGGAAUGUGGACAAACACUGACAAUAUGGGUUCUGCUCGAGAGUUCCAUACAGCAUCUGUUUUAUCCAAUGGAAAAGUGUUAGUUACGGGUGGAGUCAAUGCAAGUGUUAUGCUCAAUAGCGCUGAGUUAUAUCAAAAGUAUUAA